Mytilinidion resinicola is the source of this 4086-nucleotide messenger RNA. Its product is annotated as putative glycosyl hydrolase, family 18. The record is from RefSeq and is a predicted model, not a curated record. The transcript has 6 exons. Gene Ontology annotation, molecular function: hydrolase activity, hydrolyzing O-glycosyl compounds; chitin binding. The coding region runs from base 1 to 4074 and encodes 1357 amino acids. Gene Ontology annotation, biological process: carbohydrate metabolic process. NCBI's taxonomy places the organism in Eukaryota, Fungi, Ascomycota, Dothideomycetes, Mytilinidiales, Mytilinidiaceae.
AUGAAAACUUCAUUACGCCAUUUCCUUCCCUAUGCCUUGCUUGCUAGAGGUGCUUCAGCAUCCCCUUCCGAUGUCGAGGUCUCACGCGGAGUCGAAGAUAAUGCAGGUGAUCUUGACGAGUGGCUGGCAGCAGCCACGCGAGUGUCACUGGAGGCGCUCAAACUAUGCCCUAUCUCAUGCGGCAUGACGGGGAACAGCACAUCCAGGGAUGGGUGGUUCUUGUUCCCUGACGCUACAAAGUUGGCGGCGUGUAACGAGACCAUGCUGCUCGACAUGGUCGUCCAGACCGCGGCCAAGGACGACAAAACCGCCCAGACGAUCAUCAGGGCAUGCACAGCUGACUAUGACUCGGGAGUGAAGGUCGCAUUUGUACCUGACGACAGCAAGGCAUCUCUCUGUACAACCGCCAAUCGAGUCCUGGAGGAGGCUUCUAUAUAUAUGCACCAUCCCAAAGUCGGCAACGAUGAUGAGUUUUCUGUCAAUCAUCUCCUGUCUGCGGGGCGUCAGAUCAGCAGCCAUCUCGCAUUACAAAAGCCUUCCUGCACAAACAACGCGAUAGAGUUUGCUUAUUCUAAAUCAUCAGCCAUUGGUCUCUUUGCCGGAGCCGAGAUUCAUCAGCACGGAGUCACCUUGGAAGUUCUCAAGAAGCUGCUGGAAUACGCACAGGACAAGGCCAUCUCAAAGACCUUUGUCAUCCAGCUAUGUGGAACCGAUGGCCGCGGCGCAGAUUACAACAUCGGAAUGGUUGCCACCAGCGAAAAGAACCUUCCCUUCAUCCACGAGACUGUCAAGACUUGGGCCGAUGGAGGGUGCGUUUCUCAAGGCGAUGCAGCCGAAGACUGGAUGAAAGUCACUCUACGCGUCCCCAUCACUGUGGAGGCCAUCCCAAAUAACGGCACUGAAUUCAACAACACGACACCCGCUCACCUUGGGGCAAGAUCACGCCUUAACAUCCGGGCGGAUUGCAAGACAACCACAGUUCAGUCGGGCGAUGGCUGUUGGGCCGUGGCUAAAAGGUGCGGGAUAAGUCAAGACAACUUGAAGAAGUAUAACCGCGCCAAUGUUUGCGAAACUCUUGUCAAGGACGAAAAGGUCUGCUGUAGCAGCGGCACCUUACCCAACACUUUACCCCCCGGAAAUUCAGAUGGGACAUGCAAAACAAGGUCCGUUAUAGGCGGCGAUACCUUCGCCUCGCUCGCCUCCAAGUGCGGCAUCAACGUGCCGGAUUUCACAAAGGCCAACCCCAAAGUCGAUCCUGCGAAACUUGCUGUGGGCCAACAAGUUUGCUGCACAAGCGGCAAGAUGCCGGAUCUAAAGCCCAAGCCCGAUGCCAAGGGCAACUGCGCUACAUAUACGAUCAAAAAGGAUGACAGCUGCUCCGUGAUUGCGGCUGCCCGUGGCCUACAGGUGACAGACCUCGAGACCUUCAACAAGAAGACCUGGGGCUGGAACGGUUGUAAGCUUAUCUAUCCUGCUUUCAAGAUGUGUGUGAGCACAGGAAACCCGCCCCUGCCUGCCAACGUUCCGAACGCUGUGUGUGGACCAACGAUGAACGGGACCAUACAGCCCCCGGUAGGCACAGAUUUGGCCACCCUCAACCCAUGUCCGCUAAAUGUUUGCUGUAACAUAUGGGGUCAGUGUGGCACGACUGACGACUUUUGCGUUAUCUCAAAGUCGGAGACUGGGGCGCCUGGAACGUCAGCCCCAGGGGAAAAUGGAUGUAUCAGCCACUGUGGCAGAGAUAUCAUCAAAGGGCCAGCUCCGGCGCAAAAGAUCAAGGUCGCGUACUAUGAGUCUUGGAAUCUUGGCCGCAAGUGCUUGAACAUGUGGGUCGACGAGAUCGACACAAGCUACACACACAUCCACUUCGCCUUUGCAAACAUCACAAGAGGCGACUUCAACGUCGACAUCAGCGACGAAAAGGCCAAGGAGCAGUUUGAGAUCUUCAAGGGUAUGACGGGCGUCAAGAAAAUUAUUUCGUUCGGUGGCUGGGACUUCAGCACUGCGCCCGGGACCUUUUCGGUACUUCGCGAGGCCGUCUUGCCCGCCAACCGCGACAAGUUCAAGAGUAAUCUCAUUGCUUUCAUGAAUAAGCACAAUCUCGAUGGAAUUGACGUCGACUGGGAGUAUCCUGGAGCUCCUGAUAUUCCUUCCAUCCCCAGCGACGACCCCCAGAAUGGUAUGAACUAUUACAAACUUCUUUCCAGUCUGAAAGCGUCCGUGGGCUCUUCCAAAUCAGUUUCCUUUGCGGCGCCAGCUUCCUUUUGGUACCUCAAGUCGUUCCCUAUCAAGCAAAUGGCCCAGGAUAUUGAUUACAUUAUCUACAUGACAUACGACUUGCACGGGCAGUGGGACUACGGUAACAAAUGGUCUUCCCCUGGCUGCAUGUCUGGUAACUGUUUGAGGUCUCAUGUCAACGAGACAGAGACCAAGGAUGCCCUUUCGAUGAUUACCAAAGCUGGCGCUCCAUCCAACAAGGUUGUCGUCGGUGUUGCCAGUUACGGCCGAUCGUUCAAGAUGGCACAGGCUGGUUGCGACUCGGAGGGAUGCAAGUUCACGGGGUCACCUCGUGUGUCCAAUGCUGCCAAAGGACGUUGUACGGAUACCGGGGGAUAUAUCUCCAAUGCAGAGAUUGGCGAAAUUAUCAAGGCUGGCAAAAUUAACAGGCAAUGGAAGAAGGAAGGCUCUAACAUCAUGGUGUACAACGACACCGAGUGGGUAGCAUACAUGGAUGAUGACACGAAGAAGACUCGGUCUGCGUUCUAUGACUCAUACAAUUUCGCUGGCACCACAGACUGGGCUGCCGACUUGCAGGCAUUUACUGAUGGAAGCGAUGAUUCUGACGAUGCAGAAGCGUACGUUGACGAACAUUACUGGCCUGCCUGCACAGGCUCAUAUACCACACUCCAACAGCUCGAGGAUCGGAAAGGCUCGAUACCUGCUCCCUGCGUCGAGCAGUAUCUUGUCGAUGUUCAGGUUGCUGUUUUGGAAGCAGCCUUGAAAAAGUAUGAGGAUCUGAUUGAUAGGGGCUACGACAAGAAGUUCCAGAUCUACGAGGGAUUCGUCAAAGCCCAGAUCCCCGACCAAAUCAACAACUUCAUGGCCAGCGACAAGGUAGACAAAUAUUUCAAGUGCAAGGAGACUAAGCGCGUUGUGUGCUGCUCUGAUGGGUGCAGAUUUGACAGCUGUGCCCAUGACUGUGUCAAAGGCAACGACUGCAAGGGUGGCAAGGGCACAAUCGACAUGGACAAGUGCCCGAAAAUGGAGUUUGAAUUCCGCACGUUAGAUCCAACAGAUAUCCCCAACGCCACGUUCAUCCUCGCAGAUCCCAAAGGCUUCUACGCAGACAUUGGAGAGACAUGGGGAAUAGACGAGUCGUGGUUCAUGUUUGACAGGAGGCACAUGAGGACGAACAACGGUUGCCAGUUCGCUGGCAAGGACGUCCAGGCCUGCAUAGCCGAGAAUGACAACUGGUUCUUCAACUAUCCUCUCGUCAACUACGACAAGGUCAAAAUUUACAAUCCUAAGAAGGUCAUCGGCGACUCCUUCCCCAAGGCGAACGAGAUGCUCGACCGAUUCAAGAUCGUGGAUCAGUUUGGUGACUGGGACGAGCUCAUGCAAUUAUCCGACUUAGUCGAUGCCACGUCCCUGCCCGCAUUCUCAACCCAGGAGGCCGUUGACAGCAUGGAGAAGAUCGUGGAAAAGGCUGAUGAGAUCAAGAAGAAGGAACGUGAGGAGUUCAUUCUCAACUUCAUCACGGGGCUGCUCUUCUUCAUCCCUAUGGUGGGUGAAGCCGCCGGCGCUGCUGGUUUGACGGCUGUUCGUAGUCUACUUCGCCUUCUCGGUGCGGCUGGUGAUGCCGGCAUGACGCUCUACGAUGUGGUCCAAAAUCCCCAGAAUGCUUUUAUCACGGUCUUCAGCUACUUGGCUGGCGCCGGUGUCGGGCGUGCGGGUUUCAGGAACGCUGCCAACUCGAGGCGAGGCAUGAGCUCUAAGGAAUAUGACAGCCUUGGAAAUGUCAAAGGGAACCUAGACAAGGUUCAAAAUCUCCGAGGGCUUAUUUGCUCCAUUUAAGAUGGGCAAGGG